Nymphalis io (European peacock) is the source of this 6549-nucleotide messenger RNA. It is a transcript of the gene heph, whose product is annotated as polypyrimidine tract-binding protein 1. Lineage: Eukaryota; Metazoa; Arthropoda; Insecta; Lepidoptera; Nymphalidae. Gene Ontology annotation, biological process: mRNA processing; regulation of RNA splicing. Gene Ontology annotation, molecular function: mRNA binding. The transcript is spliced from 18 exons. Gene Ontology annotation, cellular component: nucleus. The coding region runs from base 984 to 2726 and encodes 580 amino acids. The record is from RefSeq and is a predicted model, not a curated record.
GAGUGUCGGACGCUCGGCUUUACAGUCGCCGACUUUAGUAUUCUUCGUUUAUUUUCUUUUCUAUUCGUUUAAUUUGUCGCUCAGACUAUCAAAACUAAAGUGUAAAGUUUCGUCGUUGAGUGAUUUUUUGAUGUUAAGCUGCUUAGCAUUAUUUUAUUUUGACAGUGUCACGUGUGGAAUUGAAUUAUUACCGGAGUUUACAAGUGUUUAUAACGUAUACGGCCUUCAUUUGCCGCAGGUAGAGCCGGCGAGUCGUCAAAAAAGUGUGUUUACAUUGUUGAAGUUUCCAGUAUUUCUGGACUUGUUGUAAGAACCUAGUUAAAGUGAUAACUAGGUGAUAAAGUUCGUACUAACAAAAGGAUCACACGGAUUGGUUCCAAUAGGAUUCUGCUCAGAAACUUUGAAAGUGUUUUUAGUGUCUUGAAGUGUUUGUAACUUACAACAUAACCUUAUUUGAAAGAGGCGCGUGUUUCACGGACAUGCGCAGUAGGGUCCUCAAAAAUUAUUAAUAAGUGGCUCGUAAUUUUAUAAACAAACUUGUGUCGUGUGGUUAAGUGCCGGCUUUUAGUGCAUUAUUAAUACGAAAUUCCCAAGUGUAUUCAAUACAAAUAAAGAAUACGGUGUUCAGUUAAUUUCUUAGUUUUUUUGGAUUCAAAUUAAGUUAAACGUUCUCCUGUGGGAUUUCGGUGUUUUUACUGCGCGCGCACGGUUGUCUUCUUCUAAGGUUGGCGCAGCUAUGAUGUCCUGUCCCCUGCCCUUGCCGCUUCUGCCGGCCCUUCACCCUCAGCCCGCUCUGGCGUCUGACUUCCCCAUCCACAUUGGAAUUAAGGGCCCGCUAUUAUCCUGAACUACGUACGAAGACAGUUAUAUAGACUUUUAAAAGAGCGGUGUGUUAGACCAUAAGUGACUUAAAUAUCGCUUGGCGUUAAGAACGGGUUUGGCGUCCGCACCUAGUGGCUUCUAGGACCGUCGCAUUACGUGAAAUGGUCAAGGUGAGUGAAUCUUCACUACUUGAGUGCAGCAACGGGCGCUACACAGCGUCCGAAACGAGAGGCUCCGACGAGCUUCUUUCGCAGAGUGGCGUCACCGUCAUGGCGCCCGCCGCUCCACAUCAUGCUGACAAUAACAACCAAGAUUCAGCAGCCAAAAAGGUGAAACUGGAGCAAAAUGUUGGCAAACCGUCGCGGGUUAUCCACAUAAGGAACAUACCAAACGAGACUACGGAAGCUGAGAUCAUACAGCUUGGUCUGCCCUUCGGGCGGGUCACCAACGUGCUCGUUCUCAAAGGAAAAAAUCAGGCGUUCCUGGAGAUGGCGGAGGAGAUAUCGGCUGUGGCAAUGGUAGCUUACUUCGGUGGUUGUGUCGCUCAGCUGCGUGGGCGCGCCGUCUACGUCCAGUUUUCCAACCACAAGGAACUUAAAACUGACCAAACACACAGCAAUGCGUCGGCGUCAGCGCAGGCAGCGCUUCAGGCCGCACAGGCUAUUUCGAACAGUGCGGGCGCAGCGCUCGUAGCCGGCGCGGGCGCAGCGCUUCAACCUGCAAAUGGUGGCACUGAAAUACAGGUAAUGACUGGUGGGCCGAACACAGUGCUGCGCGUCAUCAUCGAGCACAUGCUGUAUCCGAUAGUGCUCGACGUGCUUUAUUCGAUCUUCCAGCGGUACGGGAAGGUGCUCAAGAUAGUAACAUUCACUAAAAAUAAUUCAUUUCAAGCCCUAAUCCAGUACCCAGACACCGGGUCAGCGCAAAUGGCGAAAACGGCACUCGACGGUCAGAACAUUUACAAUGGCUGCUGCACACUACGCAUCGAUUACUCAAAGAUGACAUGCCUCAACGUCAAAUAUAACAACGACAAGUCGAGGGACUACACCAAUCCCACGCUCCCAUCGGGUGACGGUGACGCCCACCAGCUGUUGACCAGUGAGUUGAUGCCUCAGCGGGCUCGCCUCGCCUUGGCCCUCGCAUCCAGGAUGAGUGGUGGAGUUUUGGCGCCUCCGUUUCUGGGACUUGGGUCAGGUCUGGCAUCACCGUACGGCGUCGGCGUUGGGGGAGUAGGCCUGCCCGCGUUCGGUGCACUCACACUGACGCCAGCUUCGCCUGCAUUGCGCGCGCUCGCCGCACCACCGCUGCCGCUGGCCACAGUUUUGCUCGUAUCUAACCUCAAUGAGGAGAUGGUCACGCCUGACGCUCUCUUUACCCUUUUCGGCGUGUAUGGUGACGUGCAACGCGUGAAGAUUCUGUACAACAAAAAAGAUUCAGCCCUAAUUCAAAUGGCGGAGCCUCACCAGGCUCAUCUAGCCAUGACACAUAUGGAUAAGCUGCGCGUAUUCGGAAAGGCUAUGCGCGUUAUGCUCAGCAAGCACCAAACGGUGCAGCUGCCAAAGGAAGGACAGCCUGACGCAGGCCUCACUAGGGACUAUUCCCAGAGCCCGUUACAUAGAUUCAAGAAGCCAGGUAGCAAAAACUACCAGAACAUUUACCCGCCGAGCGCCACAUUACAUCUCUCGAACAUUCCAGCCACGGUCACCGAAGACGAUAUCAAGGAUGCGUUCACCAAAAGAGGAUUCGCGAUCAAGGUCUUCAAAUUCUUCCCGAAGGACCGUAAGAUGGCGCUGGUCCAGCUGCCGUCCAUCGACGACGCGGUCGCGGCUCUCAUCAAGAUGCACAACUACCAGCUGUCCGAGUCCAAUCACCUGAGGGUCUCAUUCUCCAAAUCGAGUAUUUAAACGCAAUGACCAAUCGUCCGGAAUAUCACACAAGUCGCGUCCGCCUCGGGACCGACUCUACGUGCUCUCAGCCUUACCGUUCGUUGACGCGACAACAUCGUACCUCUCUCACGCAUCGAGACCCUUACUCGACUGAAAAUUAUAAUAUAAUUAAUCUGUAUUACGCUUACUCGGAUCAGUGUAGGACUUAAGUGCUAACUCUAUUUCCUUAGUGGAUACGUACUACUGUUACUAUACAUCAUAAAUUAAGGUGUUCAUCAUCAGGUAUCCCGACGGCAGCUAUUCGUUCAUUUUGAGGGUACUCUAUCAAUAGGCUCGAGAUAUUUUUUUUUAUAUUAUAUUUUGUGUGAUAUUCAUUCCGUAUUUUUGUAAUUCUAUAUAUAUUAUUUUUAUACAUAGUGUUAUCGUUUCCAGUGUUUUCGACGUAUCAUUUCAAACGAUUUAACAUAUUUAAACAGAUUGCAAUUAAAUUGCGCUAGUUAUUUGAAUUUUGGCAACUUUUCUAUCUAUAUUGUGAUGUUAAACAUCGCCUCGGUUGCUUUGUGGUUAUUAUUAUGACAGGAUUAUUUACGAUAAAUAUUAUUACAUUAUAUCGAUCACUGAAGCACAUUGUUGAAUAAAAAAAAAAAUGAAUUUCUUAAUCACUUAUAAUUUGCAGUUAUUAUAUUCUAAGAUUAUAUUUUAUAAAUAUAUUUUAUGCUCUAUUUUAAUCUGCACAAUUUAUUAUGGCAUUUUUUAAUAUAAUUGUAUUUUUUGUGCGCAUACACAUAUUCUAUACUUUUUUAUGGGAUGCUAAGUUUAGGGAUGUGUAUGUGUGUGCAAUAUUAGUUUUAGAGACGGUUAAGUGUAUUUUAAGUAUUAACAGUUGUCUUCACCAUCCGCUGCAUACUUCCAUUGCUGUUUCGUUGUUUAGGAAUAUAUUCCGUUCAUUGUUACAGUUAUAGUUACUUCUCGAUUAGAUACUGUAAUCACAGCCCUCACUAACCUAGUUGGUAUAUCAUCUCCAUAGUGUUAUGUGCAGUGACAUAUUAGUGACAUGAUGCAUUUAUUUUGAUGUUAAUUUAUAUUAAUGGUAGCUACAACAUACUAUAAAUGCUCGUGCAUAUUCACUAUGCAAAUUAUUAUAGAUAAUUAUUUAUUUCACUACGAUCGGGGAUUCCCCUGUACACUAUACAGUGUGGUCGAUGUUGAGUUUACGUAUUGUUAGAAUAAUUUUCAUUAAGUAUAAUAUUAAAUUUAAAAAAAAAACUAUUUGAAUGUUGCCACACUGUUUUCGUAACAGUCUUUGGGGUUUUGAAUAAGUGCUGGGAUCGCAUCGGCCCAUUCGUGACGAGAUGAACAUUUUACCUUCCACUACAAUUAACAAAACAGUAUUUUAGUGUAAUACUUCUUCGACGCUUUGUAUAUAACUCGAGUUGUGACGUAUUCACACUUUCACUCGAUUGGUUUUCACACAUCUUUGCCUUCUUAAAUUAAUGAAAAAAAAAAUAUGCGUCUAGUCCAAUGAAAAGAGAUUAAGUUGGUGGAUUAAGUAAAUUAACGUAAUAACAUUAAAAAUUCUUACACAAUAAACUCAGGUAGAGCGCUUUCUAGAGAUAUUAUUUAUUUAUUUUAAAGAUUUUUUUGGUCAAAGUCGGUGCCCGUUUAUGCUCUGACCGCUCGGACCACACUGUGUUCGUUUACACGUCCAGUCUAUGUGAUUAGGCAAAGCAUGCGUGAACCAGAUACCUGAAUUGUGACGAUUUAGUGAAAACUUUGCUAUUCGUAAUUUAAUGUACAUUAAAAUUUUAAUAGAAAAAAAAUCCUAAUUUAAGAUUCGAUAUGACAAAUGGAAUUUCAUACAUAUCUCUACACGCUGUCGGUUAGAUAUAUAGAGUUCCGAGCCGCAAGGUUUAUUGUAGAUUAUCUUAACCUUCCGUAACGGCCGGAGUCGCUUCGGCUCCGAGGUGCAAAGUUCCCGACAUAUCGCCUCGUACUCGAACGCUUAUCAUUUCCGUUCGACCGUAAAGUUGACAUUAGAGGUCACAUAUUUACACUAAUAUAAUGUAUAAUAUACAUCACGUACCGUUAAAAUAUAUAAAAAUAGAGCUUAGUAAGAUGGUUAAAUUAAAAAAAAAAAAAAACAUAGAUCGUCGUUUCGAUGUAAGGUUUUUAAUAUACAUGUUCUGUCAUACGAAUCGUAUUAAACGGUACGUGUCUUCGAUUUGAACGUGUAGUAGUUUGGUUUAAAUAAUGUUAGGCGACCAGGGUGUGGUGAUAUUUUGCACGUUUUUGAGAUGUUUUUCUAUAGGUUACAGGUAAACUGUGCCUGUGUUUUGAAACGAUACGCGACUAGCGUCGGUCUGGUCGAGAUGGAAACGGUAGUGAUCGCAAUUGAAUUAUAUUAUAACGUAUUUAUUAAAAAAAAAAAAUACUAAAUCACAAAAAGAGAUUACAUAUCCACUGUACUGUUAUAAAGCAGUGUUGAAGACUCGCUGCAUGCGGUGCUAUGCGACUUCUGUGCUAUGGAUGCGCGUGCGUCGCUUUUCUAUUAAUACUAUUUAUUAUGGGUGGUUAAAAAAAUCGUAACCAUCGAGAUAAGAUUAAUCGAUGUCAAAUUUCGUAAUAAUUUAAUGGUAAUGCUAUUAUUCAAUGUUUUUUUUUCUUAUAUACGGAACGUCUCUACAUGUUCCGAGCGACCCUCAAGUGUGACAAAGCGCGCUACACAUGCGUCCUACUCCCACGUUCGGCGAGUCUUUAAUACUUCUAUGCGAGGAACGCUACAUACCGUAUAUGGGUUUAUCGGUUUAGAGAUUAGUAAUGAAACUGUCGCUUGUGCUCAAUAAGUAGACGAUUGCGUGUCAGCGUGUGUGUAGCGUUUUGUGGCCUAAACCUUUCUCAUUAAAUAUCGGUAUCGACUAAUAGAUAAUUAUAGGAAUUUAUGUGUUUAGAGAAGUAUUUUAAAUAUAAUAGGAUAAUAUCGUAAUAUAAUUAAAAAAAAAAUUAAUAAAUCAGUGUUUAGAAAGAGAUGCCAAAUUAAAAGUCAAUACACAUUAUUUUAGGUAAAAUGUAAUUGAAUUAAUCCUAACAUUUAUUAAAAAGUUAAUGAAAAUGUUACAGUUGAAUUAUAUUUGAGAGUUUUAUUAAGCGCAAUAUAUGUAAUUUUAUUCAUUGUAAGCGAACAUUGUUUCAAUUUCUUAGUUAAAGUUAUGCGUUGAUAGGUAUGAAUGUUUCCUUCGAAUCUUAUUUCAUUCAUACAUUCGCGUCUUUUGAACGCUAGUGUUUACUAAGCAUUGCUUUAUUUCGUUAUGGCGUAGCCAGGGUAUGAAACCCAACAACCCCAAGUAAACGUGAUAAAAGAAAAACACAAAAAAAAAAAACUUUUUGAAUGUUUUAUUUGUCACAGAUAAAAACUAUAAAAUGAAUUUUGAUUAAUAAUUCAUUAAGAAAUGUGAAAUUAAAAAUGAAACUGUAAGUUAUGAGACUUUAACUGUACCCUGGCUAGGUCAAUGACAUCGUAUCCUAUUAUCCUUUGCAUGUCUCAAAACAUAUCCGCUCAUAUCAAAGAGUUUCCCUACACUUGUCCUUUAAUUGAAUUAUUUAAUAUUUUGUAAAUGUAUGGGCAAAUAUCUACAUAUCAGGGAUUAGAACGGCUAGCAGCUGUUGUCUCAUCAUCCAGGACCCAGUUGCUUUCGUUAUCUUUUAUUAUAUUACAAAUUAUUUUAUAUUUCAAUGUAAAUUUAAGUGUCUUAUUAUUUUUUUCCUUUAUAUUAGCGUUAAGCCUUGUGUGUGGUUAAUUUCAUUCUUAUUUUUAAUUUCAUAAUUAAACUUUUAUUAUCAUUGA